Messenger RNA from Prosopis cineraria, 957 nucleotides. Its product is annotated as extensin-like. The coding region runs from base 267 to 728 and encodes 153 amino acids. NCBI's taxonomy places the organism in Eukaryota, Viridiplantae, Streptophyta, Magnoliopsida, Fabales, Fabaceae. The transcript has a single exon. The record is from RefSeq and is a predicted model, not a curated record.
AGAGUGGAGCCCACAAGGGCACAUGGAGUAUUGAACAAGGUAGAAGAAAUGGGCUUAGGACUUGGAAGUCUGGUAUCUCUGGUAAAGUAGGCUCCCUAGAAGACCAGUACCUGCGGUGCUCUUUAGUUUUCCCCUACAAUUUAAAGUCCCCAUGCACCUGAUAACGUAAGAAAUCCUUCACCUUCACCUUUCUUCCUCUAACUUCUUUCUCUUCCUCAUCACGCGCGACCAAAACUCUGAACUCCUCGUUCCCUACCACAUCCGACAUGAUAAUCCAAACCCAUCCUCAGAUCAAGAUUCCUGUGCCGAUGAACUUGUUCCUGCUCGUGAUUAUUUGUGUCGUUUAUACGGCUCCUCUGCUCGCCGCCGCCGUGGAAACAAGGAAACUUGAUGACACCACCGUGCCUGCCACCCCAAACAGCGGCCAGAAGUGCACCCCAUGCGAUAAUAACUCUCCCCCUCCCAGCCCUCCGUACUAUCCAUCACCGCCGCCUCCUCCACCUUCUCCGCCGCCGCCGCCGCCUACAUAUUAUUACUCGCCGCCGCCUCCGAAAAAAACCCCACCGUCGCAGGAUUGCCCUCCACCUCCCUCAUCGAUCCUAUACAUCACCGGACCUCCGGGCAACCUGUAUCCCGUGGAUGAAAAUUUCAACGGCGCAAGCCGCCGGAGUUUUGGCUCUGCCUUGCCGCUUUUAGCUGGCUUAUUGGCAGUGCUGGCCUUGUGGUGAUCGGCGAAUUGCCGAUUACUGGCUUGUGAAAGGUAUUAGAAAGGAAUUUAAUUUUUACAAAAGGCAGACCAGAAUAAGUUUGUACUGUCAGGUUUUAGUUUUUAAUUUACUACCAAUCUACCAUAUUGUAAUACUAUUUCUUUCUGUUUCAUCCUUCCGUGAUCCCGAUACUCGUGAAUAAGUUCGGCAGCUUGUGUAGAAAUUGAAGCUUCGAUUCUCUUAUCUCGAA